CCCAUACAAUGGCUGCACAACACGCAGACCCAAAAUCCGCGCUGCCGCAGCGUCCGCCGACGCGGUACCAGCGCCGAAGCGCAGCCGAGCGUUCGUUCGCCCUGAACGCCGUGCCGGAGCCGCCCGAAGAGCCGCCGCUUCAGACUUUGCCGCGCGACCUCCUCCGCGCCCACGUCUUCGAAGCACUGUCGCUCUGGGAUUUAGGAAGACUCGGCUGCGCGGCGUCGUGGCUGGCCGAGACCGUGUUCGACGACCAGAAGGCCUGGGAGCGGCGCAACGGCCUGCUCGUCGGGGGCCUGCAGUGCAUGCACGGCGGCGUCCUCGGGGCGACGCGCGCGGGCCGCGUCGCGGAGCGGUGCUGGACCGGGAUCAUGUCGGCGGCCAUGGAGGCGCCGCGGUCCACCACAACAACACCCUACUGCGCGGCGUCCUGGGUCGCCGUCAACGUCGAGGCGCGGCGGCGCGCCGAGGCGGCGGCGGUGGCCGCGCGGCACGGCGCGCCGUGCGCGCUCCCUCCCCAAGGCGCGCGCGCGCGCGCCGCGUCCAUCGACGCCGAGGCCUCUCUGGAUGGAUUCCUCGAGGACGCCUACGCGUUGGCCGCUUUAGCGACGCCGUCGGAGCUGACGCAGCUUAUUGCCGAGGCCGGCGGCACGGCGCGGGCCGUGAGCCUCGUCGCGACGUUCCUGCGCGUCGUCGACGGCCACCAGCUGGGCCUGGGCACGGGCGUCGACGCGCUCGCGCCCGUCGCCCGGGACGCGAAGCUGCGGGAGGCGCUCCGCGCGGCGGCCGCGGCGGACAACGGCUACGACUACCGCUGCGUGGUCUGGGACCUCGGGGGCCUGCAGCUCUACCGCCUGCGCGACGCCGUCCGGUGGUCGGAGAGCAGCCCGCGGUGCGUCGCGAGCGGCGCCCUCUUCUUCCUCGAGCGGGACGCGUUCGUUCCGGCGCGCCACGUGAUGCAGGCCGCGAACACGGGCUUCCUCGAGCAAAUCCAUUACCAGAACCAGCUCAAGGUCGCGGCCGCGGCGGCGGGGCGGUUCGUCGGCUUCCUCGAGGACAACUUCGGGCGGACGCUGCCGGCCGGCGUGCGGAAGCCGGUGUUCCAGGUGCGGGUAACGACAUAG
This is a messenger RNA of Pelagomonas calceolata, 1124 nucleotides long. Lineage: Eukaryota; Pelagophyceae; Pelagomonadales; Pelagomonadaceae. The record is from the annotation of a GenBank genome assembly.